Paramecium octaurelia is the source of this 1454-nucleotide messenger RNA. NCBI's taxonomy places the organism in Eukaryota, Ciliophora, Oligohymenophorea, Peniculida, Parameciidae. The record is from the annotation of a GenBank genome assembly.
AUAUAGAGUAUCAUAUGCAAUAAACAAUUGACAAAGGGUUUUAUCAAAGCAAGGUUUGCGUCAUCGACAAUGGUAUUUGAUUGAAGUGCAUCGUAGGUACUGGGUUUACAAAGAUGGGAUGGGCUGGGAAUACUGAGCCACAAUUCGAUAUUCCUACUGUAGUGGCAGAUCAUCAAGAGAAAGUAAUUCGACAGAUUGAUAUUAGUAAAAAGUUCAAAUGAGCAAGAAUACUAAUGAGAAUUUGGAUUACUACAUUGGAUACGAGGCUUAUGACUACACAAAGUCUCACAAUAUCUAUUAUCCAAUGAAGAGUGGAAUCGUAGAAAAUUGGGAUCUCAUGGAGAAGUUUUGGCAUAGGAGCAUAUUUGAUUACCUCAGGGCUGAACCAGAUGAAACAACCUUCAUUUUGACUGAACCUCCUAUGGUAAAUAUGCAAUAAUGAUAUAUAGAAUCCUCCUGAAAAUCGAGAGAAUAUCGCAGAAAUCUUUUUUGAGACAUUCAAUGCCAAAGGAUUGCACAUUUCAGUUUAGGCAGUCUUAUCCCUUUUUUCUAGUGCCUUUGCUCCUGUGAAUGAUUAUCAAAAAACAGCCGGAUUAACAGGCAUGGUUUUGGACUCAGGAGAUGGUGUAACACAUUGCAUUCCAGUUUCAGAUGGUUACGUGAUAGGAUCAUGUAUCAAGCACAUUCCAUUGGCAGGAAGAGACAUCACCCAAUUUGUCUAAAAUUUAUUGAAGGAGAGAGGAGAAAACAUACCAGCAGAAGAUAUCAAAAAAGUAGCCAGGGAAGUCAAGGAGAAAUAUGGAUAUUGUAUUGGAGAUGGAGAUCUAAUCAAGGAAUUCCAAGCUUACGACAGAGGAGACAAGAACAAAUUCAAAACCUAUUAUGGAAAGAACUCAGUUACCAAAGAGAAAUACACAAUCGAUAUUGGUUACGAAAGAUUCUUAGGACCUGAGAUGUUCUUCCAUCCAGAAUUCUUGGAUGGCAAAUGGAGAUCUCCCAUUGAUGAAGUCAUUGAUAAAUCCAUACAGACAUCUCCUGUGGAUUGCAGAAAGAAACUAUAUCAAAAUAUCAUCUUAUCUGGUGGAUCCACUUUGUUUGAUGGUUUUUCUCAAAGAUUGGAGCAACAAGUUUAACUGAGAAUUGAUUCCAGACUCUAAAAAUACGAACAAAGGUCUGGAUUCAAAGUAUGAUCUAUCUCAUUAUAUUCAAGCCUGCAUCCAUCAAAGUCAAUGUCACUCAGAACCCCUUCCAAAGAUACGCUGUUUGGUAGGGAGGUAGUUUGAUGGCAUUAUAAGUAUGUGUGUAUAUUUAGAUCGUAGCCACAAUUUGAGAAGGUGUAUCACACUAGAUAAGAGUAUUUCGAAAGAGGUCCGUCCAUUGCCAGAUACAAUGCUGUCUUUUAGCCAUAAUAUUGAAUGAAUAUGUUCACAUCACAUAAGAAAAUUAAUAUUAAU